Messenger RNA from Cercocebus atys (sooty mangabey), 2832 nucleotides. It is a transcript of the gene IER5L, whose product is annotated as immediate early response 5-like. The transcript has a single exon. The record is from RefSeq and is a predicted model, not a curated record. Lineage: Eukaryota; Metazoa; Chordata; Mammalia; Primates; Cercopithecidae. Bases 331 to 1548 code for a protein of 405 amino acids.
AAGUAGCCCCGGGGCGGGCAGCGCCUGUCACUCGGGAGGCUCUCAGAGCUCCUAUUGGCUCUUCUCAUGUGGGGCGGGGCCCGGGCACCCGGCUAAAUAGCUGGGGCCGGGGCCGGCCGCGACUCAUUGCUUUGGCGCCGUCUGGGGAGCGCGAGCCCGCGGGUGGCGCGCAGCGCAUGGUGGCGGCUCCUCUCGGAGCACAGCCGAACCGCUGACCCGGACUCCGUUCCCCCUGCCCGGCGCGCCCCGGCGGCCGGCUGGAGGCAGAAACAGCAGCAGCGUUAGCAGCAGCAGCGGCGGCGGCUGCUCCGCCGCCGUCUCCGCGGGAGCAUGGAGUGCGCCCUGGACGCCCAGAGCCUGAUCAGCAUCUCCCUGCGCAAGAUCCACAGCUCCCGAACCCAGCGCGGCGGCAUCAAGCUGCACAAGAACCUCCUGGUGUCCUACGUGCUCCGCAACGCGCGCCAGCUCUACCUGAGCGAGCGCUACGCCGAGCUCUACCGGCGCCAACAGCAGCAGCAACAGCAGCAGCCGCCCCACCACCAGCACCAGCACCUAGCGUACGCGGCGCCGGGCAUGCCGGCCAGCGCGGCCGACUUCGGCCCGCUCCAACUUGGUGGCGGCGGGGACGCGGAGGCGCGCGAGCCGGCCGCCCGGCACCAGCUGCACCAGCUCCACCAGCUCCACCAGCUGCACCUCCAGCAGCAGCUGCACCAGCACCAGCACCCGGCGCCCAGGGGCUGCGCGGCGGCGGCGGCGGCCGGAGCGCCCGCGGGCGGCGCGGGGGCGCUCUCGGAGCUGCCCGGGUGCGCCGCGCUCCAGCCGCCGCACGGCGCGCCCCACCGCGGGCAGCCCUUGGAGCCUCUGCAGCCGGGUCCUGCGCCGCUGCCGCUGCCGCUGCCACCGCCCGCUGCGCUCUGCCCGCGGGACCCUCGCGCCCCGGCCGCCUGCUCCGCGCCCUCCGCGCCCCCAGGGGCCGCCCCUCCGGCCGCCGCCGCUUCUCCGCCCGCCUCCCCGGCCCCCGCCUCCUCCCCCGGCUUCUACCGGGGCGCAUACCCGGCCCCCUCGGACUUCGGCUUGCACUGCAGCAGCCAGACCACCGUGCUGGACCUAGACACUCACGUGGUGACCACGGUAGAGAACGGCUACUUGCACCAGGACUGCUGCGCCUCCGCCCACUGCCCCUGCUGUGGCCAGGGCGCUCCGGGACCGGGCCUGUCGUCCGCCGCCGGCUGCAAGCGCAAGUAUUACCCUGGCCAGGAGGAGGAGGAAGACGACGAGGAGGACGCGGGCGAGCUGGGGGCCGAGCCCCCCGGGGGCGCCCCAUUCGCCCCCUGCAAGCGCGCCCGCUUCGAGGACUUCUGCCCGGACUCGUCCCCGGACGCGUCCAACAUCUCAAACUUGAUCUCCAUCUUUGGCUCCGGCUUCUCGGGGCUCGUGAGCCGACAGCCGGACUCCUCGGAGCAGCCGCCGCCGCUCAACGGGCAGCUGUGCGCCAAGCAGGCGCUCGCCAGCCUCGGCGCCUGGACUCGAGCCAUUGUCGCCUUCUAGGGACCCCCGAGGGCACAGGGACCCGGGGCCCCGCGGGGCUGGGGCCAGACAAAGACUCGGCCAAGGGGCGAGAGGGGGGAACGAGCGGGCGCCGGGCCACUCGGGGCUGAGCUGAGGGCGAGCAGGGGCAGGCGGCUGAUGUUUUAUAAAUUGUAAAAUAAAAAAAAGAAAUCUAAAAUCUUGGACUUUAUUUUUGCAGAGAGAAAAGCGCCUAUUUAAGUAUGCUUUGUGUUUCUCCUACUCUUUUUUUCUUUUUAUUGUAGUGAUUGCAGUGGUGUUUAGCGAGGAGCCUGCCACGUGAGGGAGGGCUGCUGCCCGGAGAAGCUGCCGGGCAGCCGGGGGCGAGGCAGGGCGCCCUGGCCGCCGGGGCGCGCUGGGGGCGCAGCGCAGGAGGGCGCGGGACCCGGGACGCCGAUUCCAAUCAGUUGUCAGACCCGGGAAGCCCGACGUUCCGCUCUCCCAAGUCUCUCUGUGGGGUGAGGAAUGGGUCUUGUGAAAUUCUGAGCAAAAACAAAGGCAAACUAUCUCCGAAAGGGACGUUUGGGUCACAUUUCCUCUCUGGGGGCGGACUCCAAAGUUCUCAAAAUGAGAAGGCAGAAAUGAAAACACUUCAACUUUUUUUUUCUUUUCUUCCCGGGGCGGGUGUCUUGAACCCCUCUUCUCCCCGCCCCUCUGGCUCCGUUCUCCUCCCCUCCUCCACCCGUCUCCCGGACUCGGGGGUGGCGCCUGACACCCCGACACUCUCGGACACUGUUUGGGUAAGGGGUGGGGGGCGGGCACGGCGGACUACAUUUCCCAUCAUGCCCAGCACUGCGGUCCUCGCUAAACAAAAAAGGAAGUCAAUUCCUUCACCUGGAUCCCCGGCGGCCCCGGGGGAGGGAGGGGCCGGGACCGCCGACUGCGUUGGAGACUUUGCACUAAGUUCCUGGUCAGCUGUGGUGUUUGUGUGUGUGCUUCUAAGUUGCACUGCCUUGGUUCAGCCUUCGGUUGCAUUUCAUGAAACCAGCAUUGUUCGAGCCUGUGAGAACCCCGUCCUGUGUCUUCAGCUCGAUAGAUUUGUUUAAUUUAAAAGCCUUUUGUUGUAAAAAGGUGGGGUUCGUCUGCAGCCCCUCUGGUUCUCUGCCAUCAGCACCGUGUGGACUCCAAAACAAGUUGCCAACCCUUCCUUUCUCGGCCCUUUUCCCUCAUUGCCCUGUAUUUUUGUGCAUACGGAAUUGUAUAUCACCGGGUAAAACUGUUCAGAUUGUUUAAAUUUAUAAUCUUAAUAAAAAGUCGAUUACAGAA